AUGACGACAGCUCUCGUUAAGCUCAAAGAUAAACGAGGUAAUUUUGUCGUGGCACAAGCACUUUUGGAUUCUUGUUCUACUGUAAAUUUGAUAACUGAAAACUUUGCAAAUUCUCUGGCCUUACCUAAUUCACCUUGCUCAGUAAACAUUGAAGCAGUCGAUGGUUUAUCCACGGCUGUUAACGAAUUCAUUCAAACCAGUGUUCAUUCAAAUUACAAUAAUUCAAAAUUUCCAGCUCGUUUUCUGAUCGUACCUAAAAUUGCUGAUGCUGUGCCUAACGACACCUUCCCUCGCAAACUCUUUGACAUUCCGAAAAAUCUAAAACUCGCUGAUCCUCAAUUUCAUUUACCAAAAUCUAUCGACAUUCUUUUAUCAUACAGUACCACCUUGUCAGUAUUAGCUGUAGGUCAAAUCAAACUCCAACACAAAGAAUCGGAUAUCAUCUUGCAAAAAACUAGCCUGGGUUGGGUUGUGGCAGGAGGGGUCAGUGAUCAAUCAUCUCCAAAUUCAGCUCGGUGUAACUUAAUCAAAUUAGACAAACUCAUUGAGCGUUUCUGGCUUAUCGAAGACUUCGAUCACGAACCGAUUAAGUCACAAGACGAUGUCGCUUGUGAGCAACACUUCCUCAAUCACACUCAGCGCGAUCCUUCUGGUCGUUAUAUUGUGCGUCUUCCUUUUAGAGAUUCCAAAUUCAAACUCGGCGAAUCCAAAUCGCAAGCGCUCAAGCGUUUUCAUUUUCUAGAAAGAAGGUUUGAAAGGGAUCCGUCGCUAAAGGUAGAGUAA
Messenger RNA from Phymastichus coffea, 783 nucleotides. RefSeq lists its product as uncharacterized. The record is from RefSeq and is a predicted model, not a curated record. The transcript has a single exon. The coding region runs from base 1 to 783 and encodes 260 amino acids. NCBI's taxonomy places the organism in Eukaryota, Metazoa, Arthropoda, Insecta, Hymenoptera, Eulophidae.